Molecule: messenger RNA, 1284 nt
Organism: Haemonchus placei
Lineage: Eukaryota; Metazoa; Nematoda; Chromadorea; Rhabditida; Trichostrongylidae
Source: the annotation of a GenBank genome assembly
AUGGCCAAUAUAUACGUAUUUUUUUNUUUUUUUGAGGCCGACGUUGGUCAUGCUUACCAUACACUCAAACGUCAUGGACUUGCUGAUGAGAACAUUAUUGUAAUGAUGUAUGACGACAUAGCCCACAAUAAGCAGAACCCAUAUCCCGGAAAGAUGUUCAACCGACCGCACGGUGACAAUGUGUAUGAAGGAUUGAAGAUUGAUUACAAAGGCUCGUCAGUAACUCCCAAAAACUUUCUCAACAUUCUCAAGGGUAAUGCAAGUGGUGUCGAAGGUGGAAAUGGACGCGUCAUCGAAAGGCAAGUUACGAGUUGGCUACUGAAAAUUUUCGAAAAUUAUUGUUUGAUUACAGUAAUCCGAAUGACAGGAUUUUCGUCUUCUUCACUGAUCACGGAGCUGUGGGAGUUAUUGCGUUCCCAGACGAAAUGCUAUGCAAUGUUACAGUUGACAGUGAAGGAGCUGAACAAGGCCUUAAAUUGGAUGCACUCUAACAACCGCUACGAUCAAUUGGUGUUCUACUUGGAAUCCUGUGAAAGCGGUUCCAUGUUCGAGAAUGUCUUGAAGAGUACCAUAAAUGUAUACGCAAUCACGGCAGCGAACUCCCAUGAAUCUUCAUGGGGGACAUUCUGUGAAAAUGACAUGCGUCUACCCUGCCUCGGUGACCUCUUCUCAGUGAACUGGAUGAAGGAUUCGGAUGAGGAAGAUAUUAACGUCGAGACAAUUGAAGACCAGUAUAAGCUGGUAAAACGUUUGACGAACCUAUCGCAUGUGAUGCAUUUCGGUGAUAUGAAGAUCGGCAAAGAACCAGUUGGCUGGUUCCAAGGCCAACGUAAGGCUCAUAAGAAGAGAAUCGGUUCUGUAGAUGAUGAAUCAUCUCGAACCCUAUCGUGGCCGUCAAGAGAUGUUGAGCUCAUGUACCUGCACCAACUUAAAGACUCCACAAACGACAUCUACGUUGCCAAAGAACUUAGCCGAAGGAUUCGUCAAAUUCAUGAGGAUCGACGGGCCAUUAAAUCUUUGGUUUUGAACAUCAUCGACAGCCUUGUGGGAACUUUGGCUGACAGACGUCGUAUAUUGGAGGAACGGAACACUGUGGAGAAUCUGGAUUGCCAUGAUGAAGUCGUACGAGCGUUCGAUUUGAUCUGUGUUGAUGUAAAUAAGUACGAAUAUGCGCUCAAAUACUUCUAUGUGCUGAACAACUUAUGUAUCGAAAUCGGUGACGCGGAACAAAUUAUGGCGGCAAUGUGGACAGCCUGUUCGAGAAGCCGCUUCCAAUUCUUUUGA